Messenger RNA from Arthroderma uncinatum, 750 nucleotides. Its product is annotated as thermoresistant gluconokinase. The record is from RefSeq and is a predicted model, not a curated record. Gene Ontology annotation, cellular component: cytoplasm. The coding region runs from base 1 to 750 and encodes 249 amino acids. NCBI's taxonomy places the organism in Eukaryota, Fungi, Ascomycota, Eurotiomycetes, Onygenales, Arthrodermataceae. Gene Ontology annotation, molecular function: gluconokinase activity. The transcript has 2 exons.
AUGCUAUCCACGGAACAGGCUUCCAGCAGCCCUUAUAUGGCAACUACCAGACCGCCGCUGUCUCUACAAAACGGCAGCCGCAACAGCCUCUCCCGCCGGUACUCUUCGGCCACAGUCCCACCACCGUCCUCAUCCUCAAGUACCGCAUCUACGCCCAAUUCGCAUCACAAUCCUAAUGCCAUGCAACACAUCUGGAUAGUCACCGGGCCGGCAGGCUGCGGGAAGACUACCGUCGCCCAGGGCCUGGCAAAGGAGCUUCAUCUACCGUACAUAGAAGGAGAUGAUUACCACUCCAAGUCCAACAGAGAGAAAAUGUCCAACAGCAUCCCUCUCACCGAUGCAGAUAGAUGGGACUGGCUAAUUCAACUCCGUGAGGCCGCCAUCAGUGCGUUAACAACUCCCUCAUCGUCAUCAACCAAUUCUCCCCGGCCUGUUCCACCGGGCGUCGUUGCAACCUGUUCUGCCCUCAAGCAUAAGUACCGCGAUGUCAUCAGAGUCGCUGCCUAUGAUCAUCCUAGCGUUAAAAUCCACUUCAUCUACUUGCGGGCUCCGGAAGAAGUACUCCUGCAACGCGUCAGGCAGCGCAAGGGUCACUACAUGAAGUCCACCAUGGUCCAUUCGCAGUUCGAAAUGCUCGAAGAGCCAGACUCUGAAUGGGACGCGCUAUCUAUCGAUUGUGCCGCCUCUCCUGCCGAAGUACAGAGGCGGGUCAACUUUAUCGUCCGGCAGAAAUUGGACGAGUAUAAAUAA